Molecule: messenger RNA, 1959 nt
Organism: Misgurnus anguillicaudatus (oriental weatherfish)
Lineage: Eukaryota; Metazoa; Chordata; Actinopteri; Cypriniformes; Cobitidae
Source: RefSeq, a predicted model, not a curated record
GGAUCACAUGAGAGCAUAAGAGGUAGUGUGUGGACAACACUGUGAACAAAGCCAUAAAAAUUAUGGUAAGAUCACCAUAAAAGACAAUGAUUACCUCAAGACGUUCAUCUCUUAGCUUGUUGGAUCCAGAAAAAGGAAAAGUUUACAGAUUCAGGACAUCUAAAUACACACUAUCAUUUCAGUUGAACAUCAAAAGAUGCUUGCUGUUAGGGUGUGCUGUGAUGGUGUUAAUUCUGAUUCUGAAUCUGACUCUGGGCACGGACUCUCCGGUCACAGACUCUCCGGUCACAGACUCUCCGGUCACGAACUCUCCGGUCACGGACUCUCCGGUCACGGACUCUCCGGUCACGGACUCUCCGGUCACAAACUCUCCGGUCACAAACUCUUUGGUCACAAACUCUUCGGUCACGGAAAGCCCCCCAUAUAAAUGCUUUUCUAAGGCAGCAGUGGCUGCAGAUGCUGGGAGAUGCUCUAAGGUCGGGAGGGACAUUUUGAAGAAGAAGAAUGGUUCAGCAGUUGAUGCCGCUAUUGCUACUCUGUUGUGUGUCGGUCUGUUUAAUCCUCACAGUAUGGGAAUAGGAGGAGGAGUGGUGUUCACCAUAUACAAUGCAUCUACAAAAAAGGUGGAGGUGAUUGAUGCUAGAGAAACUGCUCCAAAGAAUGUUUCAGCAAAUAUGUUUGACAAAGACCCCCAAAAAGCAGUAUCAGGUGGAUUGUCCAUUGGUGUUCCAGGAUUCAUCCGUGGUAUUGAGAUGGCACACAAUAGGCAUGGAAGACUAAAAUGGACUGAACUGUUUGAGCCUAGUAUAAAAUUGGCACGAGAGGGUGUUGAAGUCGGAGAAGCCCUGGCUGAAGCCAUCAAAAACAAUAUCUCGAUAACAGAUGACCAAACAUUGUAUAAUUUUUUCAACAAUACAAAGAAAAAUGAUAUGAUUAAGUUUCCCGAACUAGCUGACACAUAUGAGACAAUAUCAAAACAUGGGCCAGCUGCUUUUUACAACGGAUCCCUGACCAAAAAUAUAGUAAAGGACAUCCAGCGCGCAGGAGGGAAUAUAACUUUUGAGGAUCUACAGGGAUAUAAAGCAAGGAAUGAGUACGCAUUAAACUUUACUGUGGGGAAUUACACAUUUCAUGUUCCUACUGUUCCAUUUGGUGGACCUGUGCUUGCACUAAUACUCAACAUACUCAGUGGUUACAACUUCUCAAAUAACAGCAUGUUGACAACUGAGGAUAAGAUUUUGACCUAUCAUCGCAUAGCAGAGGCUUUAAGAUUCACUUACGAUCCAAAGCAUAAACUGGGAGAUCCCAAUAAAAACAACUCUGAAGUCAAUCAGGAAAUUAAAAAUUAUGUUAAAAACAUGAUCUCAAAAGAGUUUGCAGAUGAAAUCAGGAAUAAGAUCAACGACAGCACCACCAGUUCAAACAGUGCUUCCUCUUCAUGGGAGGACAAUGGGACAUCUCAUCUGUCUAUCAUAGCAGAAGAUGGAAGUGCUGUAGCUGUAACCAGCACUAUCAAUAAUUUCUUUGGUUCUAAGAUGAUGUCAAACUCAACAGGUAUCAUCUUUAAUAACCAGAUGCAUGAUUUCAGUAAUUCUACAUCAAUAUACAACUCAAUUGAACCAGGUAAAAUAACCCAUAACUAAUGCCUUUAGUUCUUGUUGUUACACUUAAUUUUAGGGGUUAUUUUAUUAUGAUGACUAACAUGCAUCUGAUAAACAAAUACAAAGACAUGUUUAAUUUUUAUGUCCUCAGAACACCUUCUUUAUCAAAUGAGGGAAAUAAAGAUAAUGUAAAGCAAUGGUGUACAACAGUGGUUCCCAAUCCAGGUCCUAGCCCCCUAACCCCCCCCAUCCAAAAAUGUUUUAGAUAUCUCCUUAUAUGAAACACCUGAUUCAGUUCAUCAGCUUGUUAGUGUGUUAAUUAAGGAAGCAUUUCAAACAUUCUCCCAGCUACUAGAGA